Messenger RNA from Symphalangus syndactylus (siamang), 1650 nucleotides. RefSeq names its product N-acetylated-alpha-linked acidic dipeptidase 2-like. The record is from RefSeq and is a predicted model, not a curated record. Gene Ontology annotation, molecular function: carboxypeptidase activity. Lineage: Eukaryota; Metazoa; Chordata; Mammalia; Primates; Hylobatidae.
CCUGGCGGCUCAGGAAAUUCUCGCGGCGCGGCGGGGGAUGGGGAGGCAGGCGCAGGAGUGUCUAUAUUGACAAAAGGACAAAGACUUUUUGAGCCAGCUAACUGGGCUUUUUACAAUGGCUUUUGAAGAUUGCAGAUGCCGCCUACAGAGACGACAGUCAUAUUUGAGGGCUUCCUUUCCCCCAUCGAGGGCCCCUGGGGACCACAGGUCCCCAGCGGGUAGGGCGGAGGCGUGGCCUUGCGAAAGUCAGCGGAGGUCACUCAGCGCUCACAGCCUCCUGCCAGCGCGCUCUGUGUUUCUCUGCAGCCCCGAAGCUCACCAAUGUAGCAGGCGCCCCAAGCUCAGUCCUCAAGAAGCCAUGGCGAAGUCCAGGGGCCGUCUGUACCUUUGGAUGUGCUUGGCUGCUGCGCUGGCAUCUUUCCUGGUGGGAUUUAUGGUGGCCUGGUUUAUUAAGCCUCUCAAAGAAAUAACCACUUGUAUGCGCUAUCAUCAAAGUAUACGGUGGGAACUGGUAUCUGAAAUGAAAGCUGAAAACAUCAAAUCAUUUCUUCGUUCUUUUACAAAGCUUCCUCAUCUGGCAGGAACAGAACAAAAUUUCUUGCUUGCCAAGAAAAUUCAAACCCAGUGGAAGAAAUUUGGACUAGAUUCACCCAAGUUGGUUCAUUAUGAUGUCCUCUUAUCUUACCCCAAUGAGACAAAUGCCAGCUAUAUAUCGAUUGUGGAUGAACAUGAAACUGUGAUUUUCAAAACAUCAUACCUCGAACCACCACCAGAUGGCUAUGAGAAUGUUACAGAUAUUGUGCCACCAUAUAAUGCUUUCUCAGCCCAAGGCAUGCCAGAGGGAAAUCUUGUAUAUGUGAACUAUGCUCUCACUGAAGACUUUUUCAAACUAGAAAGAGAGAUGGGCAUCCACUGUACUGGGAAGAUUGUUAUUGCAAGAUAUGGAAAAAUCUUCAGAGGAAAUAAAGUUAAAAAUGCCAUGUUAGCAGUGGCCAUAGGAAUCAUCUUGUACUCAGAUCCAGCUGGCUACUUUGCUCCUGAGGUACAGCCAUAUCCCAAAGGAUGGAAUCUUCCUGGAACUGCAGCCCAGAGAGGAAAUGUGUUAAAUUUGAAUGGUGCUGGUGACCCACUCACUCCAGGCUAUCCAGCAAAAGAGUUCGGAAAUGCUGAUCCUCAUACCCAAAGCAAUGCUGCUUUUAACAAAUGACAACUUAGGUUUGCUGAGUUACCGAUGGAUUGUAUCCUUCUUUAUAUCAUACAUUUCUUCUUUAAAAAAAUGAGUUUUUGUGUUAUUUAAAACAUAAAAUUGGAAGUUUUACAUAUGUGAAAUGAUCUCUACAAUCAAAAUAGUGAACACACCCAUUAUCUCAAAAAAGCUUCCUCUCAUCUCUUUAUAUUCUCACCCUCCCAACUCUUCCUUCCCACUUCAUCCAAUCCCUAGACAACCAUUCAUCUUGCUUUUUGCUGUCAGCAUGAUUAUUUUGAGACCUGUCCAUGUUGGCAUCUUUGUCAAUAGUUUUUCUUUCUUUUGCUAAGUAGUAUUGGCAGGCUUUUCAAAAUGCAGGUAUCUCUGGAGCUGUUUUGUGGACACCAGGAGCAUUACUUGACAAGCCCUGUGUUGGUCCCAGGGUACCCUGUGCACCUGGGUAA